Cydia strobilella is the source of this 1621-nucleotide messenger RNA. RefSeq lists its product as uncharacterized. The record is from RefSeq and is a predicted model, not a curated record. The transcript has 2 exons. Bases 2 to 1222 code for a protein of 406 amino acids. NCBI's taxonomy places the organism in Eukaryota, Metazoa, Arthropoda, Insecta, Lepidoptera, Tortricidae.
AAUGAUGAGUAAUAAAAUGAAUGCCAAUGAAAUAAACACCGCGUCAGCGGAGAAGCAGCCCGAAAGGGCAAAAGUGCGAGAGGGUGUGAAACCAGCCGGUGGACCCCCGACCGUGCUAAUAGAAGGAGGAACUCGGAGCACUGACGAGGAACUCCUAGCACCGAAGCAAGGAAGAUCCGGACAGGGUACCCCAGAUGUCCUUAUGCUGGGGAGCCUGACACUGGAAGAGGACGAGCUGUUGCGGUCACCACCGGGGGGGAAAACCGUUAGGGAAGUCAAACCGGUGUUGGAAGGACAGUUUCAUAAGUAUGAGUCGAAGGCACAGAAGAAGAGGGCAAAGCUGCUUAGGAGAAAGGCUGCGCUUGCGGGGGAUGGGGGUGGCAUUCCCGAGAUUAAAAUGGGGGCUGCCAAACCUGGCCCGGACAAGCGCGGUCUGAAGGUGAAGAGGCAAAGUACGGAUGAGGGUCGCUCAGAGCGUCCCCCGGCGAAGCGCCCCAACCAAGGCAAGGCAGUCGCUGACGGACCACGGAGCGUAGCUAAGGCGUACCGUGGUCUGGCAGUGGCUGUGUGCCGAGAGGAUGGUGCUUCGGUGGACGAGGCUCUGGCGAAGCUCAUCAGGAAGAGGCUUACGCACCUGAUCGAGGUGGUCGUCCUAAAGGUAGUGAGGGGGGAGCCUGGCUUAGUAGCACCGAGAUUUGCUACGUCGGGGUUGGUGUCAGAAGGGUUUUUCCUGGUGACACCAAAAACGGCGGAGUCGAGGGAGUGGCUACUAAAUCAGGACUUCGGAGAGUUGGACGGCCACCGGAUCAUCUCGCGUAAGCUGGAGCAGAAUAGGGUGCAGGUUUGGGUUCCGGGAGAUACGGACACUGAACACGUAAAGGAGUUCCUUUUUGCGCAGAAUCCCGAUCGGCCGGAACUCAAAAUUCUGGACUGGAAGGCAGUAGGUAGGGAGGCUCUAGAGCUAGGGACCCGUCUGACCUAUACGGUUCCGGAUGGAGUCGAGGAGAGCUGGGGGCCGGAAAAGACCAAGGUACUGGACUUUUCGGCUACCAGUGUACGAGUUCGGAUUCUGAGGGCCAAUUCAAAUCAACAACCCUCAGAAUCCAAACCAGAAGGGACGACAGGAGAACCCGUGCUGAAGCAGGAGAGCGCAAAAACCGACGAUGUCUAUACAGGAGGAGAGGAGGGUAUGGAUGUCGCCGGCGUUGAACUCUCCGAGUAGCAGCUCGGGGACAACUACACUACACACUGAAUGAAAAAGAAGGGCGACACAAAGGGAACACUACACAAUAACACACACACAAAGACACACACAAGAAUAUGCCAAGUAAACCUCCAACAUUGCAAGGACGCAAUGUCCGAGUUAGGACAGUAUGUUAGGAGGGCCAAAGUAGACAUAGCACUGCUGCAAGAACCGUAUGCAUGGAGGAAUCAGGUGUCAGGCCUGGGACAUCUGGGGGGAGCUCUCUACUAUGAACAUAAUGAGACCUUGUUGCGGUGGAAACUCACUUCAUAGAGGAUGAUGGGAGAAGAUACAAGGUGGCGCUAGCGUCCUGCUACCUGCCGGGCGAUGGAGUGGCACCAACAAAGGAACUAGAAGAAAUGGUACUGUGGUACAGAG